UCAAAUAAUAUUGACAAAAGUCCUUUAGAUUGAAAGCUAGAAGAACACCACCCGGAAAGGGUACUUGAGCAGUCGGUUGUGCUUCCGGUCUCUCUUUCCACCUCUCCUCGCUCCACGAUGACUAAGAAGAGACGUAACAAUGGCCGUGCCAAGAAGGGCCGCGGACACGUCCAGCCCAUCCGCUGCACAAACUGCAGCCGUUGCGUGCCCAAAGACAAGGCCAUCAAGAAGUUCGUGAUCAGGAACAUCGUUGAAGCCGCUGCGGUCCGUGAUAUCUCCGAGGCCAGUGUGUUCGACUCUUACGUGCUACCGAAGCUGUACGUGAAGCUGCACUACUGCAUUAGCUGUGCCAUCCACAGCAAGGUAGUGAGGAACCGCUCCACUGAAGCCAGGAAGGACAGAACUCCUCCACCCCGCUUCAGGCCAGCUGGUGGCCCACCACGCGCUCCACCGAAGCCAAUGUGAUAUGGAAACAUUUUGAAAUAAAAAGUCCCAACAUA
This is a messenger RNA of Gadus macrocephalus (Pacific cod), 500 nucleotides long. It is a transcript of the gene rps26, whose product is annotated as ribosomal protein S26. The record is from RefSeq and is a predicted model, not a curated record. Gene Ontology annotation, molecular function: structural constituent of ribosome; mRNA binding. Gene Ontology annotation, cellular component: ribosome; cytosolic small ribosomal subunit. Bases 118 to 465 code for a protein of 115 amino acids. Lineage: Eukaryota; Metazoa; Chordata; Actinopteri; Gadiformes; Gadidae. The transcript has 4 exons. Gene Ontology annotation, biological process: translation.